AAUAUACCUACCAAAAUCUGAUUCGUGUCCCGAAUCAGUUUCCAAAAUUAUGGUGAACUUAGUGCGUCAUGUUACUAUAGCAACCAACAUUGCCGCCAUGACAAUAUUUUAUCAUUUCUAGACGAAACUGCAGCAUUCUUUAAUUGGCUGAAUUUAUUUUAUUCUUAUAUUUUAGCCAAUAAUGAAAAAGCUCUGCAAGAUAAAGAGUGACAUUGUUGAAGUUGAUGACUAAAAGUUUCGCACAAGAAUCAAUUUUGCUAUCAAAACAGUCAAAACAUUUUUAUAUUAAUUUAAUUUUAAAUUUAUUUAGCAAAUACACAACAAAUAAAAUGGCGUGCAACGAGAACAUAGUGAAAAACAUGGCGAACGAAAUAUCCAGGAAUUGCCAAAGUGAAAACGUUACGGUGGAUACAGAUUUUGUUGUUUAUUUGAUCGAGUUGCUUUUACUGAACCCGAAGUACGGUAAACUGUUUUCGAGGACUAUUAGCAGGAAUAACUUGGAAUUUUUCGUGAAGGAAUGUGUUACCAUGCUUACGGGCAGCGAAACAUCAAUAAAUACUCUGAAACUGCAAUACACGAUGCAAACCAACUACGACAAAUUACAAACCCUGAUCGACAAACACCAGGACUCCAUAGAGCAAUGUCUGCGUCCAUUGCUUACGGAGAUACUUGAUGACGAUCCUGAGCUCGACGACGAGCAAGCCUACAAGAAACUCUUCAGAAAGAUAUCCAUUUACAUCAUACUAUCCAGUGGCUUGGGUAACCCCGGAUCCAUUGUGACCCUAAAAGAAGGGAUGGCAGCAUUAGAAAGCGUAUUUUCGUUAGAUGACCUCAAAGUAUUCGUUUCUCUGCCGAGAUCAGAGAAAAUUCCUCAACUGAUUGAACUGAUGCAGAUCACCUCUGGAGUCAGACUAUUUAACAGAGACUGCAAGAAAGGCGGAGAGGGCAUACCUGAUUUGCCAUUCAACAUAAUCGACGCCGGCAAAGCAUGCAUGGCAUCUCUCUCACACUCGCUGAUAGCCGCCAUGCAAAGAGUGAAUUCGUUGACCUCAGCCGUCGCCGACACGAUCACCAUUCACGAGGAAACCGGGAACGUCAAUAUUGACAUACCACCUAAUUCAGAUUUGACGGAAAAAGAUUACUACCAAAUAUUCGAACUGUUAGCCUUUAACCGCCAAUACGAAGUAUUCAUACGCAAGCUUUUAUCUGACGUGGAAACAAUGGAACAAAAUGGCGCCCAAGACGUGGAGAGGGUUAAGAAUGUUCUAGAAGAAUUGCACACCGCUGUCAAGUAUAAGGCUGCUGUGCCUGUUGCUACUGUUUUUCCGCUCUUCACAAAACUCUGGCGAGUAUGGCGAUCGAUGCAAAAUGUAAUGUUCCUCCUGUCAACUGUGAACCGUCUUAUGACCAUACUGGCUAACAUUCAAGACCAAAUGAAGAUACCUUAUGCGCUUUUAGAAAAGAUGCUUCAAGGAAAGAGCGUGGUCAGCGACCAGGAAAGAAUGAGUGAACCAGUCAGCAUGAAAGAAAGAGUGUCCCUUGGAUCAUUGAACUAUAUAUGCCGUGACAGUUUUGGAGAAAUAACUGAUAGACAAGUGAAGUUCCUGGGGUUUUGUGCCUUAUGCCUCAGUGUCGGUGCGUUGGUGCCCAGUAAUUUGAAAGUGGGACUGAUUAAAUUUAGAGGAGGUAGAUAUGGAUUUUGCAGUGUUAAAAUGGCGUCGCGAUUCAGUAAAGAUCCUCAGAGAUACGUGAACGAAGUCCUGAAUUUUGCGAGAAACAACCCACAUGUCAUCAACUUGUUGAACAUUUUAGAAGACGUCAGCAACGUGAAAAAUAUCGACAACCUUGUUGUUAAGGUGAUUCCCAAAACUAAAAUAUGCGACAAGGACAUUCAAACUGAAGUUCACCCCAUAGAGGGACAUAUAGAAAAGGACUACUCACCUAAUCUAUGGGAAUGGAAAAGACGAGCUUGCCAAUGGGCCACUAUAGUGAACUGCCAAACACACUCAACUCAAACCAACUACAGCCAUUUGCGAUCGGAGAUACACACACAAACCGUCCAUCCAAGAGACAAAUCCUUCCAAACUAAGAAGGAUUCUGGCGUGAACACCUAUCCACAUGACGAGUUCCUAUGGGGUCUGAGAGGACAGAUCGGUUAUGGACAGCAUUCUAUGAAGUUACUGGGCAUGUUUGCGGAGAAAAAGAAAGAGCAUGAUUUCACCGAAUGCAGCUGGCCGUUCGCAUCUCCAGAGGAUUUGAACGCGGAAGACGUUGAAACUGCCGAUGCUUAGACGUAAAAAUAAUAGAGCAUACUGCAUAAUAAUUCAUUAUAAUCUAAAUAUA
Molecule: messenger RNA, 2343 nt
Organism: Maniola jurtina (meadow brown)
Lineage: Eukaryota; Metazoa; Arthropoda; Insecta; Lepidoptera; Nymphalidae
Product: cilia- and flagella-associated protein 206-like
Exons: 11
Coding region: 225-2291 (688 amino acids)
Biological process (GO): regulation of cilium beat frequency
Cellular component (GO): axoneme; ciliary basal body
Source: RefSeq, a predicted model, not a curated record